This is a messenger RNA of Chrysoperla carnea, 3102 nucleotides long. RefSeq names its product 2-oxoglutarate dehydrogenase, mitochondrial-like. Gene Ontology annotation, biological process: tricarboxylic acid cycle. Gene Ontology annotation, cellular component: mitochondrion; oxoglutarate dehydrogenase complex. The record is from RefSeq and is a predicted model, not a curated record. The coding region runs from base 1 to 3102 and encodes 1033 amino acids. Lineage: Eukaryota; Metazoa; Arthropoda; Insecta; Neuroptera; Chrysopidae. Gene Ontology annotation, molecular function: oxoglutarate dehydrogenase (succinyl-transferring) activity; thiamine pyrophosphate binding. The transcript is spliced from 11 exons.
AUGCAUAAAUUAUGGACAGCAGAUCCAAAAAAUGUUCACGAGACGUGGGAUAUGUAUUUUAGAAAUAUUCUUUUUUCUGAUUUUGAAAGUACAAAACAGUUAAUAAAAACAAUUAAAAAAAUUCCAACAGAAGUACAAAAAGCAGUUACUGAUACAAAACAAAUUACUGAUUCACAAAAGAUUGCCGAUACACAACAAAGCACUGAUACAAAAAAAAUUGCCGAUAUAAUAAAAGUUGCUGAAACACCGAAAAUUCCUAAAAAACUCACCCAUACACAAUCUUUUACAUCAGAUUCAUCAGAUAUUAAUAAAAUUUCAAAUUAUUAUGGUCAUACCACCAAAGAACCAGAAGCACCAGCCGAGGAUUGUAAAAGAACGGAUGUUUUUAAUUUUCCAACCAUCGAAGUAAUAGAAUCAAAAAAAUACGACUUAACUAAUAAAAUAACAUUUAAACAAGAUUUAACUACUUUGACCGACUGUAGUGAAGAUACAUGGCUAUUUUUAUUGUGCAGAAAAUAUCAAAAUUAUGGUCACUUUUUGGCUAAAACUGACCCAUUAGAAUAUACACGCAAUGAUGUACUUAUGAAAUAUCGAAUGGCUAUAGAACACACACUUGAAACUUUAAAAGAAAAAAUUCAUGCGGAUAAGGAAUGUUAUUUAUCAUCUAUAACGAAUAUUGGUGGACAAAAUAUUACACUACCGUUUAAAGAAAUAGUUAAGCGCCUUGAAAAAGUUUAUACGAGUAGUAUGGGUAUACAAACUAGACAAAAUAAUCGCAUUUUUAUAAAGAAGUGGAUUCAGAAAAAAGUUGAAUAUCCUACGCUAUAUGAAAAUGUAACCCCGUUGGAAAAGCUGAUUGCAUUAAAACGUUUAAUAAAUACCACAGGAUUUGAUAAAUUUGUGGCAAAAAAUUGGCCAAACGAAGUUUCAUAUGGUUUCAAUGGAUUGGAAAGUGUUAUUCCAGCAUUAGGUCAAAUCAUAGAUACAGCUUCUUCCAUGGGAGUGACUCAAGUUCUAAUUGGUAUGGAACAUCAAGGUCGUUUAAAUGUAAUUGCUAACAUCCUAAAAAUACCAUUACGUCGAAUUUUUGCUUUAUAUGGUGAUCCCAAAGGUAACCUGACAAUGGGAACUUCUAAUCAGUUUUUAAAUUUAACAUCAGAAAAGCAUAUCCGUUUAUCAAUAAGUCCUAGUUCAAGCCAUGUCGAAUAUGCUGGUCCAAUUUUAAUGGGCAAAGCCAAAGCGUUAAUAUCUCAGAAAAAUGAUUUAAAAGGCAAAAGUGUUUUGCCAAUAGUUAUUCAUGAAGACUCGGCAUUUUCUGGUCAAGGUGUUUGUUUUGAAACAGUGCGAUUUGAUCAAUUACCAUUAUAUACACCGUUCGGAACGAUUCAUGUGGUAUUAAAUGAUUAUAUGACUACAUCUACACAUUCAUCAAGUACCCGAUCCACAAUAUAUCCUACGGCAGUUUCUUUCGUAAACGAAGCACCUGUUUUCCACGUUAAUGGAGAUGAUAUCGAAAGUGUACUUUAUGCAGCCAAAUUAUGUGCCGAAAUACGUCAACGAUUUCAAGCUGAUGUUAUUUUAGAUGUUGUUGGAUACAUUCGUGAUAUGGGAAAUCUUCAAUUUGUUGAACCGAUUAUGUAUUCAAAAAUUAAUCAAAUGGAGCCAGUAAUGGAUAAAUUUUACGCUCAGCUAAAAAAUGAGAAAAUAGUAACGGAAUCAGAAUACAAAAUGUUUAAAGACGAUUACGACCGACGAUUAAAAGAAGAAUUUGCGAAAAGUGGAGAAGAGAAACCUGAUGCGGAACAUUGGAUAGACUCUCCAUGGAAAAGUUUCUUUCAAGGGACAAAUCUAUUUCAUUGCGAUGCAACAGGAAUUCAUGAACAAACGAUUUAUCAUACGGGGAAAAAACUUUCCGAAUUGCCAUUAAAAUAUGAUUUACAUCCACAGGUUGUGCGUGUCCUUCAAAAAAGAAAAGAACUGAUAAAAGAACGUUUAAUAGAUUGGGUAUUAGCUGAGGGUAUAGCUUUUGGUUCGUUACUUAAAAUGGGAAUUCCUGUAAGAUUAUCUGGCAGUCAGGUUGCAAUUGGGACAUUUAAUCAAAGACAUCAUAUACUUUACCAUCAGACUAAAGAUAAGGUAGAAUAUCACCCAUUGUCUAACAUAUAUCCCGAUCAAGCGGAAUAUUUAAUAAUUAACAGUCCAGAUGCUGUAAAUGGUACAUUGGCAUAUGAGGUAGGAUUAUCUACAAUAUCUCCAAAACUUCUUGUUGUAUGGGAAGCUACAUAUGGUGAUCAAGUAAAUCUUGCUCAAACCGUUAUAGAUAAUUAUAUUGCGUCAGGAGAAGCAAAAUGGAGACGUCAAAGUGGACUCGUUCUAUUAUUACCGCAUGGAAUGGAAGGGGAAGGCGCAGAACGUUCAAAUGCCAGACCCGAACGCUUUUUAUGUCUUUGUAAUGAUGAUCCUGAAUUGCUACCAACCGAGACUUCUGAUGUCAAUUUUAAUAUGAAACAAUUGUAUCAUUGCAAUAUUAUUGUUGCAAAUUGUACAACACCUGCUAAUUAUUUUCAUAUUUUGCGACGUCAAAUUCUAUUACCAUUUCGUAAACCACUCAUUUUAUGUACACCUAAAAGUAUGAUAAAUAAUUCUUUAUUCAGGAGUUCAUUUGAGGAUAUAAUUUAUCCAACAGAAUUUAAACGUAUUAUAUCAGAAUUUGAUGAAUCGGCUAGCAAAGAUCAGUUCGAUAAUGUUGUAAAAUUAAUAUUUUGUUCGGGUUCCGUUUAUUAUGAUUUAAUGGAAGAACGAGAAAUGAGGAAUUUAAAUGAACAAAUUUCAAUUGUUCGCAUUGAACAGCUAGCACCGUUUCCGUAUGAUUUAGUAAAAAUAGAAUUAGAAAAGUACAAAAAUGUAAAACAAAUUGCAUGGGCCCAAGAAGAGCAUAGAAAUCAUGGUCCAUGGUACUUUAUUGAACCUCGUCUUCAUUAUCUUGGAGUUGAAAACUUACAGUAUAUUGGACGGUUAACAUGUGCAGUACCCGCUGAUGCAUAUGAAUCCCGAUUUAUAGCUCAACGUAACGCAUUUUUAAUAGAAGCUAUGAAAAUUUAA